AUGAAUUUUUGUGAUGUUCAGCAGUCAAGUUCUGGUUAUAAAUCAGCUGGUCAAUCUCAAAUUCUUAGGGAAUUCUCAUCACUUAAAAUAAAUGACCAGCGUCAUUACUGUGCUCCUGGUACUAGAUUGAAUGACAAACCAAAAACUCAACUCUGGAAAGUAAGCAAUGCAGCACAUAUGAAAGAAAAGUGCAACAUACGUGGAGUACUUGAAGCCACGGCUCAUAUAUCUCGUGGUCCUCGGGGAGUGGGACAAAUGAGAAAAAUUGUUUCAGAUUUACCGGCUGUGGAUAAAUGGAAGUGGCUCUCAGUACAGAGAGAUGAUUAUAACCUACAAGAUUUUCAGACCAAAUAUGAUAAUGCCAAAUUUUACAUCAUCAAAGCAGUUAGUGAAGAUGACAUACACAAAAGCAUCAAAUAUAAUGUUUGGUCGAGUACUCCUUAUGGUAAUAGCAAAGUAAACGCUGCUUUCCUUGAAACACAAGACGAAACAAGUGAAGUGGAUACUGCUUGCCCAAUUUUCCUCUUUUAUUCCGUAAGGGUUACUGAAAGUGGGCAAUUUGUAGGCGUAGCUGAAAUGAUAGGAAAGGUGGACUUUGCCAAGGACCUGAACUUUUGGCAAACUGAUGACUGGAAUGGGUUCUUUCCAGUGAUGUGGCACAUAAUCAAGGAUAUCCCAAACACACGACUGAGGCACAUUACCAUUGAGAGAAACAAUAAGAAACCUGUAACACAUACCAGGGAUAUGCAGGAGAUUGGACUCCAACAAGGUUUAGAAAUGCUGAAGAUUUUCAAGGACUAUACUGCAACGACAUCAAUUCUGGAUGAUUUUAGCUUUUAUGAAAAGAGGGAGCAGUUACUUAUGGCGAAGAGGAAUAAACCUGCAAGCUACUGA
Molecule: messenger RNA, 894 nt
Organism: Daucus carota subsp. sativus
Lineage: Eukaryota; Viridiplantae; Streptophyta; Magnoliopsida; Apiales; Apiaceae
Product: YTH domain-containing protein ECT3
Exons: 3
Coding region: 1-894 (297 amino acids)
Biological process (GO): mRNA destabilization
Cellular component (GO): cytoplasm
Molecular function (GO): mRNA binding
Source: RefSeq, a predicted model, not a curated record